AUAGUUUAUCUAGCAAAUACCAAAAUGUGUUUAUACAGUAGCUAGCUAGCCAGUAAAUCAGAUAUCUAAAUGUAAGCUAGUACUAUUAUAGUAACUAUAAUAAUGUUUAUUAUGCUUUUAAUGAAAGUUUCUUAGUGAAAGACUUUAGGCUAAUUACUGCUUACAAUUAAAUCAGUCAAUACUUCAUUUUUAGCAUUUGUAUAACUUUCAUGCAUGUCUGCUUAUAACCAAAUAAUAUCUUUAUUUAUGUUUGUAUAUGAUAUAGAUUAUAUAUAUUUUCCCAAAUGUAAAUCCAGCGUCCAAAAACAGAUUAAAAAUAAAUAAAAUAAUAUAAAUGUGUUUUUGUAAUCUGGGUUGCAAAUAAUAGCCUGACUACGUCAGACUUCGUACUUCCGCUAAAUUUCAUUACGCUUCUGUACUCAGUCUGAGAUACCUCCCAUUCAAACCGUUUUCCACCGGUCUCAAAACGACCGUCCAAUCAACGAACAGAGGGCGGGCUGAGAGCCGUGACGUAGACGCUAAACGCCGAAUCACGGUUGUAGUCUGUUGUGGACAUGGAGACACAGAAAGCUCUGUUGUGGAGAACCGGCACUUGCCAACUUAAACCCGAACAAGAAAAGUGUUUGUUAAACAUUUGAAUGGAGAUUAUGUUGUUGCCCUGCUCCCGACAAGUUUUUGGAAAAGUUUAAUUUAUCAACUUUACCGAUCGCCAGCGAGAAACUGUGUGCAGCACAGCUUGACGUGCACAACGAUCGAGAAAUCAUGGAAGGGAAUUAUAUUGUUCACAGUUAAUGGUGGAGGACGCGUGGGCAAGCAUUCUUUGGUGACAUUCCUGAUUAACCAGAAAAUAAGUUAAAUUGAUUGAGAUCUUCAGUGAAGCUCCUUCUACAACAAUCCACCAAUAAAUGCUGGAGUCAAACACACAGAGAAAUCACUCCAUGUGUGACAACUAAAAACUUCAUGACAUAAUGUUGAUGCUGGUGAAAGAGGAGCUUGAGAAGAUGACAGAUCCACAACCAUGCAGAAUAAAGGAUGAAGAUACUGAGGAACAAAUAGAUAUGAUGGAAGUUAAAGAGGAGAGUCAAGCUGAAGUGGAUGAAAAACAUCAAAUUGUAAAAAUAAAUCAUAAUGUUUCACAGAAAGAAACUCUGAAGACAGAAGACAUAAAGUGUGAAAAGAGUUUCAGUGAAGAUGAACGCCCUGCAGAUCACAAGAGGACUCACAGUAAGCAGAAACCUUUCACAUGUCAACAGUGUGGAAAGAGUUUUAGAACAAAAGAUAACCUUAAAGCACACAUGAGGAUUCACACUGGAGAGAAACCAUUCACAUGUCAACAGUGUGGAAAGAGUUUCACCUUUAAAACGAACCUUAACCGCCACAUGAAAACUCACAGUGAGGAAAAGCCACACGCAUGUCUUCAGUGUGAAAAGAGUUUCAUAGAUAAAAGUCAACUUAAGAAACACAUAAGAGUUCACACUGGAGAGAAACCUUACACGUGUCAACAGUGUGGAAAGAGUUUUUCUAUUGAAAGUAACCUUAAGAUACACGCAAGAAUUCACACUGGAGAGAAACCUUUCAUGUGUCCACAGUGUGAAAAGCGUUUCAUAGAUAAACAUGGACUUGAGAUUCACGUGAGAAGUCACACUGGAGAAAAACCUUACAUAUGCUCUCAGUGUGAAAAGAGUUUUACAUGUCGAAGUAAUCUUAAGACACACAUGAAAGUUCACACUAGAGAAAAACUGUUCAAAUGUCUUCAGUGUGAAAAUAGUUUCAUAAAUAAACAUAGACUUAAAACUCACAUGAGAAGUCACACUAAAGAGAAACCGUUCAAAUGCCAUGAGUGUAAAAAGAGUUUCAAAACAAAAGCUUAUAUUAAAAUACAUGCAAGAUUUCACACUCAAUAGAAACCAUUCAUGUGUCAACAGUGUGGAUAUGGCAACAAAGUUUAUAAAUCAGCUGAGGUCUUAUUAAUAAAACUGUGCGUAGGAUCCUUACUUAAAGAGCCACACAGAUCCAAAAUUGAAACUGACCUGUAUUGCAGUGUGUCAUGUAGCUGUCCAUCAAUGUAAACAAUGUGCAAAGUAGUUGAACCAAAAAGUGCACGAUUAAUAAAGUUAUUGGCAUCUAAAGUAGGGAGUCGACUCUGAAUCGCUGAAACGAGUCGUCAUAUGGAUUGAAUCUCCUGCCUGACUUUAUCCACAUAAUACGUAAUAACAUAAUGGUUCAGUACCCACUUUAUUUGGAACAAUAUGCAUCUCCUAACCAUAACU
Misgurnus anguillicaudatus (oriental weatherfish) is the source of this 2270-nucleotide messenger RNA. NCBI's taxonomy places the organism in Eukaryota, Metazoa, Chordata, Actinopteri, Cypriniformes, Cobitidae. The record is from RefSeq and is a predicted model, not a curated record.